Molecule: messenger RNA, 1008 nt
Organism: Cutaneotrichosporon oleaginosum
Lineage: Eukaryota; Fungi; Basidiomycota; Tremellomycetes; Trichosporonales; Trichosporonaceae
Biological process (GO): intracellular protein transport; retrograde transport, endosome to Golgi
Cellular component (GO): retromer complex; endosome
Source: RefSeq, a predicted model, not a curated record
CUCGCAUCUCGCGACCAUCAACCCACCCUCGCUCGCCAUCAUGGUCCUCGUGCUCGUAAUCGGGGACCUCCACAUCCCUACGCUCACCCAUGACCUUCCCGCAAAGUUCAAGAAGCUCCUGGUCCCGGGCAAAAUCCAACAGAUCCUCUGCACCGGCAACGUGAGCGACAAGGAGACGCUUGACUACCUCCGCACGAUUGCGCCUGAACUGCAUGUGGUGCGCGGCGAGUUUGACGAUAACUCGCACUUCCCCCUCUCCCUCACGAUCCCUCAUCAGAGCGUCCGCAUCGGUGUUGUGCACGGCCAGCAGGUCGUCCCAGCGGGCAACCGCGAGAUGCUUGCGGCCCUCGCGCGGCAGAUGGAUGUCGAUGUGCUCAUCAGCGGAGGCACGCACCGAUUUGAAGCAUUCGAUUUUGAUGGCCGCUUUUUCGUGAACCCGGGGAGCGCGACUGGUGCAUGGAGUGGACUUGACGGCGAUUCGACACCUUCUUUCGCCUUGUUGGAUGUGCAGGGACCCGUCAUCGUUACUUAUGUGUACCAGCUUGUGGACGGCGAGGUGAGCUUGGGGUGAAGGCAUGGGCUGAUAUCAGGUCAAGGUUGACAAGGUCGAGUAUCGGAAACCAGACCCACCACGAGACGGGCAGCCGGACCCCACUUCGGCGUGGUGAUCGACCAGGUUGUACGGGCUUGUAUGCGACGAUUGGCGGUGACGCUCUGCAUCGUGACGCACUGAUCAUCGACUGACUCUGGAGGUAUGAGGCCGUCCGCAUCGCGAUCCCCAGGUGGUCGAGAUCGACCUGGACCCGACAAUGACUGGCGUACACGUGUGAUGCGGCGCAGCUGUCCUUUGGGACAAGCUGGCCGUCCUGAGAGAGGUGACGCCCUAGUAGCCUUGCUCAAGAUCAGCAGAGGCAGGAAUCCUCAGCUAAGCUUCUUACCUGCAGCUGGGCUGAAGGGCGAGGUCAAACGCACAAACGCGGCAAAGGCCACUACUCCUCUUCGUUUUGC